AUGGCUAAUCUCCCUAGAAUCAUCCCUUCUUCUGCAGAGUACCGAAAAUUGGAAGUCAUGUAUGGCUUAUCCUCCUUAGAAGGUGUGGAAUUUCCCUCUGCUGGCUCUAGCAUCUCUUCUCCCCUCCCCCCCUCUGGAAAAAUUGGGGUUUUCCUAAAAACCUUGAAUGCUGGCAUACGAUUACCUCUGACAGAUUUCCAAGAGGAGGUUCUUCAGAAGGACGGAUGUAGUCUUCAGAUGUUGACCCCUAACGUUGUUAACAAAGUGGUUGCCUUCGAGAUGAUCUGUAGGGCCAAUGGGUAUGUUCUUGACUAUUUCGUUUUCAAGUUCUUCUUUCGGUUCUGCCUUACCGGCGACAAGUGCACUUUUUUGGCCCCGCGAGGGGGGCAUACCUUAGUUCUUGAUGGGCGUACCCCCAAGAACUGGCAAGACAAGUGGUUGUAG
Molecule: messenger RNA, 444 nt
Organism: Lactuca saligna
Lineage: Eukaryota; Viridiplantae; Streptophyta; Magnoliopsida; Asterales; Asteraceae
Source: the annotation of a GenBank genome assembly